Molecule: messenger RNA, 1112 nt
Organism: Prunus persica (peach)
Lineage: Eukaryota; Viridiplantae; Streptophyta; Magnoliopsida; Rosales; Rosaceae
Product: acidic endochitinase
Exons: 1
Coding region: 40-933 (297 amino acids)
Biological process (GO): carbohydrate metabolic process
Cellular component (GO): extracellular region
Molecular function (GO): chitinase activity
Source: RefSeq, a predicted model, not a curated record
UGCAAGCAUUUUGAACCAAAACAAGAACCCCAAACAGACAUGGCACUAAGCAAAACACAAGCCUCAGCCCUAUCUUUGUCCCUCUUGAUCAUCAUUUCUUUAUGCAAGUCGUCCCAAGCUGGUGGGAUUGCCAUCUAUUGGGGCCAAGGCAGCCCCAGCAAUGAAGGCUCCUUGGCAGAUACUUGUAACACAGGCAACUACCAAUUUGUGAACAUUGCUUUCCUAUCAACUUUUGGCAACGGCCAAACCCCAGUGCUAAACCUGGCUGCGCACUGUGACCCAAGUACCAAUGGCUGCACCAGUUUGAGCACCGACAUCAAAGCUUGCCAAGCCAAGAACAUCAAAGUCCUCCUCUCGAUUGGAGGCGGUGCAGGAAGCUACUCUCUCACUUCAGCUGAUGAUGCAAGGCAAGUUGCUGAUUACCUUUGGAAUAACUUCCUAGGCGGUCAGGCCAAUUCACGCCCCCUUGGUGACGCAGUUUUGGAUGGCAUUGAUUUUGACAUUGAAGCUGGUGGUGGCCAGUUCUGGGAUGAGCUUGCCAGGUCACUCAGUGGGCGCGGCAGUAAGGUCUACUUAGCUGCAGCUCCACAAUGUCCAUUCCCAGAUGCUCACCUAGACGGUGCUAUCAAAACCGGCCUAUUUGACUAUGUCUGGGUUCAAUUCUACAACAACCCUCCAUGCCAAUUUGCAAACAACAAUGCUGCCAACCUUUUAAGUGCAUGGAACCAAUGGACGUCGACUGAAGCCAAACAAGUGUUCUUGGGACUACCGGCAGCUCCUGAAGCUGCUCCGAGUGGUGGAUUUAUUCCUGCUGAUGCUCUCAAGUCACAGGUUCUUCCAAAUAUUAAGAGUUCUCCAAAGUAUGGAGGAGUUAUGCUUUGGAGCAAACAGUAUGACAAUGGUUACAGCACUUCCAUUAAAGACAGCGUCUAGGUCUCUGUCUAGACACUUUCUGCUGCUAAAACAAAAUAAGUUACCAUCACUCAUCAGUAGGUUUUCCCCAACCUACUGGCCAGAGUUAAUUACAUGCACUUACGAUAAUAAAACAUCUCAUUGUCUGUAAUAAUUUUUUAAUCGAAUAAAAUAUUACUCAUACCAUUAUCAUUGUCUUA